AUGCGUGUUCCACCGGACAAAACGCCCUACAACACAACGGGACCAUUCGGUCAUUUCUCGACAUAUUCAGUCGAAUCGCGUGAUCGUGUCCGAUGUAUAAACGGAGCAACAAAUGUGCCAAUGUCAACCCAAUGGGACCCAAAACCCUAUUAUUAUCCCAUUCAAAUUGCACAAUACGGACUGCAACAUUAUAGUAAAUGGCUGGAGAAUCAGCAAGGUUUGUGCGAUUUUUGAGCAGCACUUUUUCAGGGGAGCUACAUUACCCCAAAAAAAAUUCUAAAUUUUUUCUGCAGAAAAUCACCAAAUCAUCCUUGGCGAAAAAAGUAGCGAUUGGAAAGGUGCCGCUGGAAUGUCGGACACCACUGAACGAUUAUUUUAUACGGACGCGGAAAGCGGUUGGAAAAUUGUAAAUAUUAGUGCGGAAGGUUGGGCAUUUUUCGAUUUUUGAGCAAAAUUUUUGAAUUUUUCGCCGAAUUUUAACCUGGAAAUGUGGAAGUUGAGGAUUUACAGUAACCCGAACUGCAAAAAUACUCGGUUACUGUAGUUUAAAAAUUAUUCGAUUUUUCAUUGACAAUGAGAUUCUCCAAUAAAUUUUAAACUACAGUAACCCGAACUACAAAAAUACUCGGAGUAAAUCAGAAAUAUUUGCAGUUUGGAUUACUGUAGUUCAAAAAUAACUGGUUUUUUUCAAAUAAGUACAGUAACCCGAACUGCAAAAAUACUCAGAAAUAUUUGCAGUUUGGAUUACUGCACUUCAAAAAUAUCUAGUUGUUUUUUCAAAUAAAUACAGUAAUCCGAACUGCAAAAAUACUCGGAGUAAAUCAGAAAUAUUUGCAGUUUGGAUUACUGUAAUUUUAAAAUUACUAGUUUUUUCAAAUAAAUACAGUAACCCGAACUGCGAAAAUACUCAGAAAUAUUUGCAGUUUGGAUUACUGUAGUUUGAAAAUUACUAGUCUUUUUCAAAUAAGCACAGUAAUCCGAACUGCAAAAAUACUCGGUGUAAUAAAUUAGGAAUUUUUGUAGUUUGGAUUACUGUAGCUCAAAAAUUACUGGUUUUUUCAUUGAGAUUUUCAAAAAACCUUGAACUACAGUAAUCCGAACUGCAAAAAAGGUUGGAAAAUUGUGAAAAAGUUUGAAUUUUUGUGAAAAUUUAGCAAUUUUUUUGAAAAAUUUGCAGAAAAUCUCUCGAAUGCCGGUGCCUAUAUUUAUUUGGAUAAAAAUGAAAGUCUACCAAUUGUCGAAUUUGAAUGGCGGCCAAACGAUGAAAAUUCCUCGUUCACAAUUUUGGCGAAAGUGAGUUUUGCGGGUCCCGAAGCGAUCUACAGUAGUAUCCCAUAUUUGCAGCACAAACAAGAUGAUCUACUGAUUCUGUUGAAUUAUCAAUUUCACGAUGAUUCCGGCGGAGGAAAAUGUGUUUGGCCGGAUGAUGGUGACGUGGCAGAUUUGCAUCCACAAAAAGACGGACAAGUUUCGUUUUCGUUUUCGAUGGAUCCAGAAAUUGUGAGCAAAUGGGAUUUUGUGUCGAGAAAUGUGUUGGUUGAUGUGGCGAGAGCGUUGUCGAGCACACAAGGAAGGAAAAAGACGGAUAAUGUUGUGCUGAGAAAUGGUGAGAGCUUUGCGGUCGUUUUGAGACCCAAUAUGAUUGGGUUGGCCGCCAGAAAUUACAGUAACCCUGGGGUAUUUUUCGCGCCGAAAUUUGGAUCAUUUUGAGACCGAAUUUGGAAUAUUUCUAGUUUUUCAGCCAGAAAAUGAUAACAAAUCGGGAUUUUUCAAGCUUCUGGAGUGAUUUCUGAUGAAAAUUGACUUUGGAAUUCAGUUUUCAGAAGUUUUUGAUGAAUUUUGAGUUUUCGAAGCUUAUUUUCAUCAAAAAUCACACCAGAAGCUUCAAAAAUCCCGAUUUGUCAUCAUUUUUGGCUGAUACUAAUUUCGACCUACAAAAAUAUCGAUUUUGUUCCAGGCGACAUUCGUUUGGUCUCGCUGGGUUUUCGUGGAAAAGUUUCGUUGCGCCAAGAAGUCCGCCAAUCCGCGAAUCAACACAAGUUCGCAUUCGAGGCUGCUGCGAAUUGGUUGGUGAAGAAUCAGAAUGAGAAGGUACGGUAGGGUUUUUGGUGCGGUCAUUUUGAGUAUAAAUAUGGCUAGGUUACUGUAACCUAGUCUUUUUUGUCUCAAAAUACAGAAAAUUUCAAGACGCAUACCGUAACCCGAAUAUUUUUAAAGGGAGGCUGGUCGGUUCCGGUGGAAAGAUCAAUUGCGGAUCGGAAAUUGGUGUUGGCACCCGGUUGGCAUUCGGCAAUGGCACAAGGACACGCCAUCUCACUACUUUCUCGGGCCAAUUUUGUAUUCCCCGAAAAUUUGAAAUAUUUGGAAGCGGCCAAAAAAGCGCUACAGCUCUUUGAAGUGGUGAGUGGUUUUUGUUGCGAGAAAUCGAAUUAGAAAUGAAAAUUGUUAUCUAUGAACACAAAAAAUAAGCAGACACAAAAAAUAAGCAGUCCCAAAAAAUAAGCAGACACAAAAAAUAAGCAGUCCCAAAACACAUAAGCAGUCCCAAAAAAUAAGCAGUCCCAAAAAAUAAGCAGACACAAAAAAUAAGCAGUCCCAAAACACAUAAGCAGUCCCAAAAAAUAAGCAGUCCCAAAAAAUAAGCAGACACAAAAAAUAAGCAGUCCCAAAAAAUAAGCAGACACAAAAAAUAAGCAGUCCCAAAAAAAUAAGCAGACACAAAAAAUAAGCAGUCCCAAAAAAAUAAGCAGUCCCAAAAAAUAAGCAGUCCCAAAAAUAAGCAGACACAAACAUAAGCAGUCCCAAAAAAUAAGCAGACACAAAAAAUAGGCAGACACAAAAAAUAAGCAGACACAAAACAUAGGCAGACACAAACAUAAGCAGUCCCAAAAAUAAGCAGACACAAAAAAUAGGCAGACACAAAAAAUAAGCAGACACAAAACAUAGGCAGACACAAACAUAAGCAGUCCCAAAAAAUAAGCAGUCCCAAAAAAUAAGCAGACACAAAAAAUAAGCAGUCCCAAAAAAUAAGCAGUCCCAAAAAUAAGCAGACACAAACAUAAGCAGUCCCAAAAAAUAAGCAGACACAAAAAAUAAGCAGUCCCAAAAAAUAGGCAGACACAAAAAAUAAGCAGACACAAAACAUAGGCAGACACAAACAUAAGCAGUCCCAAAAAAUAAGCAGACACAAAAAAUAGGCAGACACAAAAAAUAAGCAGACACAAAACAUAGGCAGACACAAACAUAAGCAGUCCCAAAAAUAAGCAGUCCCAAAAAAUAAGCAGACACAAAAAAUAAGCAGUCCCAAAAAAUAAGCAGUCCCAAAAAUAAGCAGACACAAACAUAAGCAGUCCCAAAAUAAGCAGACACAAAAAAUAAGCAGUCCCAAAAAAUAGGCAGACACAAAAAAUAAGCAGUCCCAAAAAAUAAGCAGACACAAAAAAUAAGCAGACACAAAAAAUAAGCAGUCCCAAAAAAUAAGCAGUCCCAAAAAAUAAGCAGUCCCAAAAAAAUAAGCAGACACAAAAAAUAAGCAGUCCCAAAAAUAAGCAGACACAAAAAUAAGCAGUCCCAAAAAUAAGCAGACACAAACAUAAGCAGUCCCAAAAAUAAGCAGACACAAAAAAUAAGCAGUCCCAAAAAAUAGGCAGACACAAAAAAUAAGCAGACACAAAACAUAGGCAGACACAAACAUAAGCAGUCCCAAAAAAUAAGCAGUCCCAAAAAAUAAGCAGACACAAAAAAUAAGCAGUCCCAAAAAAUAAUGUGUCUGCUUAUUUUUUUGGGACUGCUUAUUUUUUGUGUCUGCUUAUUUUUGGGACUGCUUAUUUUUUGGGACUGCUUAUUUUUUGGGACUGCUUAUUUUUUGUGUCUGCUUAUUUUUGGGACUGCUUAUUUUUUGGGACUGCUUAUUUUUUGGGACUGCUUAUUUUUUGUGUCUGCUUAUUUUUGGGACUGCUUAUUUUUGUGUCUGCUUAUUUUUGGGACUGCUUAUUUUUUGUGUCUGCUUAUUUUUUUGGGACUGCUUAUUUUUUGGGACUGCUUAUUUUUUGGGACUGCUUAUUUUUUGUGUCUGCUUAUUUUUUGUGUCUGCUUAUUUUUUGGGACUGCUUAUUUUUUGGGACUGCUUAUGUUUGUGUCUGCCUAUGUUUUGUGUCUGCUUAUUUUUUGUGUCUGCCUAUUUUUUGGGACUGCUUAUUUUUUGUGUCUGCUUAUUUUUUGGGACUGCUUAUGUUUGUGUCUGCUUAUUUUUGGGACUGCUUAUUUUUUGGGACUGCUUAUUUUUUUGGGACUGCUUAUUUUUUGUGUCUGCUUAUUUUUUUGGGACUGCUUAUUUUUUGGGACUGCUUAUUUUUUGGGACUGCUUAUUUUUUGGGACUGCUUAUUUUUUGUGUCUGCUUAUUUUUGGGACUGCUUAUUUUUGUGUCUGCUUAUUUUUGGGACUGCUUAUUUUUUGUGUCUGCUUAUUUUUUGGGACUGCUUAUUUUUUGGGACUGCUUAUUUUUUGGGACUGCUUAUUUUUUGUGUCUGCUUAUUUUUUGUGUCUGCUUAUUUUUUGGGACUGCUUAACUUUUUGGGAUUGCUUAUUUUUUGGGACUGCUUAUUUUUUGCGACUGCUUAUUUUUUGCGACUGCUUAUUUUUGUGUCGGCUUAUAUUUGUGUCUGCUUAUUUUUUGGGACUGCUUAUUUUUUGGGACUGCUUAUUUUUGUGUCUGCUUAUUUUUUGGGACUGCUUAUUUUUUGUGUCUGCUUAUGUGGUUUGGGACUGCUUAUUUUUGUGUCUGCUUAUGUGGUUUGGGACUGCUUAUUUUUUGGGACUGCUUAUUUGUUGGGACUGCGUAUUUUUUGUGUCUGCUUAUUUUUUGUGUCUUCUUAUUUUUUUGGGACUGCGAACGGGGAACCCUGACAAAGAGUAUCAAAUAUGUAGGUGUUAAUCAAGAUUUUUCAAAAAAUGCAAUAAAAUGAGAGAAGAAUUUUUUAGUUCAAAAUUUGAGCUACCAAAAAUGCAUCAGUCAACAAUCCCAUUUUUUUCAGCCUUCAAGCUCCGGCGGAAUCCGCGCCGAAUUCCACGGCAAAAUCGCAUGGUUCGAAGAAUAUCCCACCCAACCCGGUUCAUUUGUCCUCAACGGUUUUCUCUAUUCUCUCAUCGGACUUUUCGAUCUCUCAACUCUCGACUCAAAAAGUCUAGAAUUGUACAAAUCAGGAAUCUCAUCACUUCGUCAACUCUUGCCAUUUUACGACACCGGAACCGGUACAAUUUAUGAUCUACGCCACGUGUUUUUGAUGAAUGUCGCGCCGAAUUUAGCGAGAUGGGAUUAUCAUGCGGUGCACGUGUAUUUGUUGAAAUGGAUUGCUCAGAUUGAGAAAUCACGCGGGGAAUUUGAGAAUUUUGAAUUAUUUAACAAAACUGCUGAAAGAUGGAUUGGAUAUGCGAAUGGAAAAAGAGCUAAACAUAAUUGA
Molecule: messenger RNA, 5460 nt
Organism: Caenorhabditis angaria
Lineage: Eukaryota; Metazoa; Nematoda; Chromadorea; Rhabditida; Rhabditidae
Source: the annotation of a GenBank genome assembly